Molecule: messenger RNA, 501 nt
Organism: Peronospora matthiolae
Lineage: Eukaryota; Oomycota; Peronosporomycetes; Peronosporales; Peronosporaceae
Source: the annotation of a GenBank genome assembly
AUGUCGUCGCCUCAGCUUCAGCAGCAGCGACCGAGCAGUGGCGCUGGCUUGCAAGGUGACUUCCGCGUGGAAGUGCUAGGCAGCCAGGAGUCGCUGGACUUGGACUGCGGCAAGUUUUACACGGAAUACAUUCUGCGCUGCUCGUGGAUUGAAAGCAAUCAAACCCCAGAGAUCUGGGACGUCGUGCGUCGCUACCGGGAAUUCUGUGCAAUUGACAUCUUGCUGCGAGAGAAGUACCCGUCGCGUGCGCCCAUGUUCCCGUACCUGCCUAGCAAGAAGUACAUUGGCUCGUCGUUGUCAGCCGACUUUGUGGACAAGCGACAGCGCAACCUCGGCUACUACAUCAUGUCGGUUCUACACAGCUGCCCACUACUCGUGCAGGACGAGAUCAUCGACUCGUUCUUGGACAUCAAGCGGCACAUUCUAGAGCGCGCGCGAGAGGAGAAAAGCGACAGAACCUCGGCAUCCACAUCGACACCGAGUAGCUGCGGACGGCACUGA